This is a messenger RNA of Prunus armeniaca (apricot), 1146 nucleotides long. The record is from the annotation of a GenBank genome assembly. NCBI's taxonomy places the organism in Eukaryota, Viridiplantae, Streptophyta, Magnoliopsida, Rosales, Rosaceae.
AUGCUUCGACGCGCCAAAUGUCUUCAUGGUGUCAUCCCCGGGCAUGGUUCACUUGGGCAGCUGCAAUCGACGUCCAGAUAUCGCUCCUAUCGGAAAAUCAACAGCGCAGAUGACGACGGCCGUCGGAAAAGAGAGGAGGGUCAAGAUGGGUAUUUGCAGUUGCACAAGAGCAAAGGCCAACACCUCUUAACCAAUCAACGUAUUCUCGACAGCAUUGUUCGAAAAUCCGCAAUUAAACCCACAGACACCGUCCUCGAGAUCGGACCCGGCACUGGAAAUCUUACCCUCAAGCUUCUGGAAGCUGCCAAGAGCGUCGUGGCCGUCGAAAUUGAUAAGCGGAUGGUGGAGGUCCUCCAAAAACGUGUUGCGGAGUGUGGGGUUCAAGAUAGGUUGACUGUUAUAUGUAAAGAUGCACUGAAGGCAGAGUUUCCUCCGUUUGAUAUUGUCGUGGCGAACAUUCCGUACGGAAUAUCUUCGCCCCUGGUGGCUAAAUUGGUGUAUGGGGCAAGGUCAUUUCGGAGUGCCACGCUUCUACUUCAAAAGGAGUUUGCAAGGAGAUUGAUGGCUAAGCCUGGAGACUCUGAGUUCAACCGGUUGGCUGUGAAUGUGAAGCUGGUGGCUAAUGUGGAGUUUGUCAUGGAUGUGAGCAAGAGGGAGUUUGUUCCUUGCCCGAAAGUCGAUUCGUCGGUGGUUAUAAUUCGUCCGAAAGCUGAAGUUCCAAACGUUAAUUUGGAUGAAUGGUGGGCUUUUACAAAGGCUUGUUUUGGUAACAAGAAUAAGACACUUGGGGCGACGUUCAAGCAAAAGAAGAAGGUGAUGGAGCUGUUGCGGUUGUCCAAAUUAGCAGGCUCAGAUGGUGAAACUGACAAUUAUAUUUGCAGCAACGACGACAACGGGGAUGGAGGAGAGAGCGAUGACGAGGAGCUUUCUUCAUCGUCUUGCUCGGAAAUGGGAGCGAGUUCCUUCAAGGAGAAGUUAAUGGGGAUUCUGAAAUCAGCUGAUUUUGAGGACAAGCGGCCUUCAAAGCUGUCCAAUGAGGAGUUGCUGCAUCUGCUUGCAUUGUUUAAUCAAGCAGGAAUAUAUUUUCAUGAUCAGUCCGAGAGUAGGAAUGCUGAAAAAGAAUCAUUUUCUGUUGCUUACAGUUGA